AUGAUGGACAUUUCCUUAUGUUUGAAACGACCAUCCUGGAUGGGGGACAGUAAAAGAAUGAGGAUGACUUCAAAUUUCCAGUGGCUCUUAUUAACAGUUCUUCUUCUAUAUUUAAUGAAUCAAGUAAACAGCCAGAAAAGAAGGACUCCUCGUGAUUUGAAGUGUAUAACUAACAAUUUACAAGUGUGGGACUGUUCUUGGAGAGCACCCUCUGGAGCAGGCCAUGGUGCUGCUUAUGAAGUUUGCUUUGAAAACGGGUCCCAUUCUUGUUAUCGAUUGGAGAAAAAUAUUAAAAUCCCAGCUCUUUUACCUGGUGAUCAUGAAAUAACAAUAAACCCUUUACAUGAUUUUGGAAGUUUUAUAAGUAAAUUCACACUAAAUGAAAAAAACGUUUCCUUAAUUCCAGAUGCUCCAGAGAUCUUGGAUUUGUCUGCUGAUUUCUCAACUUCUGCAUUACACCUAAAGUGGAAUGACAAGGGUUCUGUUUUUCCACAUCACUCAGAUGUCAUCUGGGAAGUCAAAGUUCUACGUAAAAAGAAUAUGGAAAUCAUAAAAUUAGUGACCCACAACACAACUCUGAAUGGCAGAGAUACAAUUCAUCACUGGAGCUGGAUCUCAGACAUGCCCUUGGAGUGCGCCACUCACUAUGUGGGAAUUAGAUGCUACAUUGAUGAUCCUCAGUUCUCUGGUCGCAAAGAGUGGAGCGACUGGAGCCCACUGAAGAACAUCUCUUGGUCUCCUGAUUCUCAGACUAAGGUUUUUCCUCAAGACAGAGUGCUACUUGUAGGCUCAGAUAUAACAGUAUGUUGUGUGACUCAAGAAAAAGUGUUAUCAGCACAGAUUGGCAGUACAUAUUGUCCCCUUAUCCAUCUUGAUGGGAAAAAUGUUGCAAUCAAGAUCCGUAAUAUUUCUGCUUCCGAAAGUAGUGGGACAAAUGUUGUUUUCUCCGUAGAAGAUAACAUGUUUGGAACAGUUAUUUUUGCAGGAUAUCCACCUGAUAUUCCUCAAAAACUGAACUGUGAGACAUAUGACUUAAAAGAGAUUAUAUGCACUUGGAAUCCAGGAAGACCGACGUUCUUGGUGGGCCCACGCAAUACAAGUUACACUUUAUUUGAAAGUUUUUCAGGAAAAUAUGUUAGAUUUAAAAGAGUUGAGUUGCCCACAAAUGAAAGCUAUCAGUUAUUCUUUCACAUGCUUCCAAAUCAAGAAAUAUACAAUUUUACGUUGAAUGCUCGAAAUCCUCUGGGUCAAUCAGAAUCAACACUUUUAGUUAACAUAACUGAAAAAGUUCAUCCCCAUAUUCCUACUUCAAUCAAAGUGAAGGAUGUCAGUUCAACAGCUGUUACACUUUCCUGGCAUUUACCGGGCAGCUUUGCAAAGAUUAAACUGUUAUGUCAAAUUGAAAUUAAUAAAACUAACUCAGUACAUGAAUUGCGGAAUGUCACAAUGAAAGGAAUAGAAAAUUCAAGUUAUCUUGCUGCUGUGGAUAAGUUAAAUCCAUAUACUAUAUAUACUUUUCGGAUUCGUUGUUGUACUGACCCCUUCUGGAAAUGGAGCAAGUGGAGCAAUGAAAAACAAUAUUUAACCACAGAAGCCAUUCCUUCAAAGGGACCAGAUACUUGGAGAGAGUGGAGUUCUGACGGAAAAAAUUUAAUAAUAUAUUGGAAGCCUUUACCCAUUAAUGAAGCUAAUGGAAAAAUACUUUCCUAUAAUGUAUCAUGUUCGUCAGACGAGGAAACACAAUCCCUUUCUGAAAUUCCUGAUCCUCAACAUAAGGCAGAAAUACAACUUGAUAAAAGUGACUACAUCAUCAGUGUGGUGGCAAAAAAUUCUGUGGGCUCAUCGCCACCUUCUAAAAUAGCUAGUAUGGAAAUUCCAAAUGAUGAUCUCAGAAUAGAGCAGGCUGUUGGAAUGGGAAAUGGGAUUCUGCUCACUUGGAAUUAUGACCCCAACGUGACUUGUGACUAUGUAAUUAAAUGGUGUAACUCAUCUCGGUCUGAGCCCUGCCUCAUGGACUGGAAAAAAGUCCCUUCAAACAGCACUGAAACUGUAAUAGAAUCUGAUCAGUUUCGACCAGGUGUAAGAUAUAAUUUUUUCGUGUACGGGUGCAGAAAUCAAGGAUAUCAGUUACUACGUUCUAUAAUUGGAUAUGUAGAAGAAUUGGCUCCAGUUGUUGCACCAAAUUUUACUGUUGAGGAUACGUCUGCAGAUUCGAUAUUAGUGAAAUGGGAAGAAAUUCCUGUGGAAGAGCUUAGAGGCUUUUUAAGAGGGUAUUUAUUUUACUUUGAAAAAGGAGAGAGAGACACAUCUAAGAUGAGGGUUUUGGAAUCGGGUCGUUCUGACAUAAAGGUUAAGAAUAUUACCGACAUAUCCCAGAAGACACUGAGAAUUGCUGAUCUUCAAGGUAAAACAAGUUACCAUCUGGUCUUGCGAGCCUAUACAGAUGGAGGAAUGGGGCCAGAGAAGAGCAUGUUUGUGGUGACAAAGGAAAAUUCUGUGGCAUUGAUUAUUGCCAUUCUCAUCCCAGUGGCAGUGGCUGUCAUUGUCGGAGUGGUAACGAGUAUCCUUUGCUAUCGGAAACGAGAAUGGAUUAAAGAAACCUUCUACCCUGAUAUUCCAAAUCCAGAAAAUUGUAAAGCUUUACAGUUUCAAAAGAGUGUCUGUGAGGGAAACAGCGCUCUUAAAACAUUGGAAAUGAAUCCUUGUACCCCAAAUAAUGUCGAGGUUCUGGAAACUCGAUCAACAGUUCCUAAAAUAGAAGAUACAGAAAUAAUUUCUCCAGUAGCUGAGCGUCCAGAAGAUAACACCGAUGUGCGACCGGAAAACCAUGUGGUUGUAGCCUAUUGUCCACCGGUCAUUGAGGAAGAGAUAGUGAACCCAGGAGCGGAUGAAGCCGGAGGGGCCUCACAAGUCAUUUACAUUGACAUUCAGUCCAUGUACCAGCCUCAGGCAAAACCGGAGGAAGAACCCAAAAACGACCCUGUAGGGGGCACAGGCUAUAAGCCACAAAUGCACCUCCUCGUUACUUCUACUGUAGAAGAUCUGGCUGCAGAUGAUGAUUUAGGCAAAACUGCAGGUUACAGACCUCAGGCAAAUGUAAAUACUUGGAACUUAGUAUCUCCAGACUCACCUAGGUCCACAGACAGCAACAGUGAAAUUGUCUCUUUUGGAAGUCCAUGCUCCAUUAACUCCCGACAAUUUUUGAUUCCUCCUAAAGAUGAAGAUUCUCCUAAAUCUAAUGGAGGAGGCUGGUCCUUCACAAACUUUUUUCAGAACAAACCAAACGAUUAA
Lipotes vexillifer (Yangtze River dolphin) is the source of this 3291-nucleotide messenger RNA. It is a transcript of the gene LIFR, whose product is annotated as LIF receptor subunit alpha. The transcript is spliced from 19 exons. The coding region runs from base 1 to 3291 and encodes 1096 amino acids. Gene Ontology annotation, biological process: cytokine-mediated signaling pathway; positive regulation of cell population proliferation. Gene Ontology annotation, molecular function: cytokine binding; ciliary neurotrophic factor receptor binding; oncostatin-M receptor activity. Lineage: Eukaryota; Metazoa; Chordata; Mammalia; Artiodactyla; Lipotidae. Gene Ontology annotation, cellular component: external side of plasma membrane; membrane; signaling receptor complex. The record is from RefSeq and is a predicted model, not a curated record.